Molecule: messenger RNA, 1415 nt
Organism: Neofelis nebulosa (Clouded leopard)
Lineage: Eukaryota; Metazoa; Chordata; Mammalia; Carnivora; Felidae
Product: claudin-34-like
Exons: 1
Biological process (GO): cell adhesion; bicellular tight junction assembly
Cellular component (GO): plasma membrane; bicellular tight junction
Molecular function (GO): structural molecule activity
Source: RefSeq, a predicted model, not a curated record
ACCAGCAGGGCAUGAAUGUCAAAUGGCACUGGUCUCAAACUAUAGCACAGCUUACCACACAGUGGGGGUGGGGAAGGCACUCUUCCAAGCCUUGGAGCCCACCCUCAUGACACUCUGUAUUUGUUUGCAGUCCCCCUUCAUCCCAGGAGGCAGCCUCCAUGGUCUUGCUCAUCAAUAGGGCCAACCGCCAAGUAGCAUGUUUUGCUAUAGCCGCCAUAGGAUGGAUCCUUACUGCCAAUUACAUGGGCCUUGUGGAGUGGUGAGUGUGGUACAUGGACAACACCUCUCUCUUUCCCUCUGGCAUGGUCUGUGUGGGAAUGUGGAAAGACUGUAUUUACCACCAUGUGAACAGCUACAACAGAACCAUAGGGUAUCACCAUUACACCUACCAUGAUACUUACCUCCCUUUUGAUAUUCGUGUUUCCCAAAUUCUCCUGAUGGUCACCAGCCUCCUAGGUCUUUUGGGGAGAACCUCCAUCAUCUUUUCACUUAGGAAUGUGUUCAUGGUAAUUCUUAAGGAGAAUGCCACCAUCAAUUCAUUUGUUGCCUCAGGAAUUCUGAACAUAGCUUCUGGUAUCUGUAUUUCAAUUGCUGUGAUCUGGAAUUACCGCUCCGUGAUGAAUGAAGAGGGUAUCACCUUCCCACUGUCUCUCUCUAUACCCUUCAAACCCAAUACUCAGGAGACUGGCAGUGCCAUUGUGGUGGCAUGCCUGGCUGCCUUCAUGAUGUUGUUGAAUGGGUUGCUUUUCCUAUCUUACAAAUUCCCCCAGGUUAACCAAGUUCAUCCUGAAAUUACAGAAAUGUAAAAUUCCUAGUUGCAAGUGCUUUGCAAAUGCAAGAUUGCCAAGAGUUUAUGGGAAGUAUCAGCAAGAUGCUCUACAAAUAGCUCCAAGGAUUCAAGACCAUGCCAAAGUUUUGGGCAGAAAGUAGCCGCCUGUUUCCCUCGAUAAUCCUCUGUGCCUUUGGUUCAUUGAUUCACGGGUUCAUUGUUUGAAUUACAGAAAUUUCAUUUAAAAAAUCUUCCCUGGAAACCAAUUUGACAAUAAAUUUCAUAUUGAAAAAAAACCUAUUAAAAAAAUCUCCCCCGCCUGCCAGUUGGUCUUAUUGGAUCUGAAUUUUAUUUGUUGAAUAAAUAAUCAAUACUAUGAACCUAGUGUAUGGAUAUAAGAUUUUCUGUGAUUCUCACAUUUCCCUCUUAAACUUCUGCUAAAAACAACCAUGUCUAUUUCCUAUGUCAUGAUGAUGAUAACAUUGUACUAUCAUGUAAAUUUUCCCGAAUGUGCAGAAGCAGAGUGAAUAAUAUAAGGAAUCCACCAUACCCAUUAUCAGACUCAACAAUUAUCAGGAUUUUGUCACAUUAGCUUUAUAUCUCCUUUCUUCUCCCCUUUAAUCUGUUUUUUCCAUCGUAUGCCAAA